AUGUGGGCGCUGCGGGCGCUGUGCCUGGCCGGGCUGGGGGCGGCCAUCGGCGGCGGGGCCGCGGAUCAGUGCAGCUGGAGGGGCAGCGGGCUGUCACAGGAGGCUGGCAGCGUGGAGCAGCUGUCCCUGCACUGUGCCGAGGGCUCGCUGGAGUGGCUGUACCCCACGGGGGCCCUCCGCCUCCGCCUGGCCCCCCGCCUGCCGCCCACCAGCGCCGCCGUCAAGGGCCGGAGCCCCCCGCGCGUCACCGCCUGCAUCAAGCCCAGCGCGACCUUCCGGGGGGCUCAGCUCUACCUGGAGAGGGAGGGGGGCCUGGAGCUGCUGCUGCCCGAGGCGCCCCGGCCCCACGCCCGCUGCUUCAGCUGGCUGCCCCACGAGAAGGUGGCGCUGUUCCUGCAGGCCACCCCGCAGCCCGACAUCAGCCGCCGCAUCGCCGCCUUCCGCUACGAGCUGCGGGGGGACUGGCUGGCCCGGCCCGCGCUGCCCUCCGCCAGCCUCGGCAGCGAAGGUGCGUGCCGGCCGUGCAAUGACACCGAGAUACUGAUGGCCAUUUGCACUAGUGACUUUGUCAUCCGCGGCAGCAUCCGGAGCGUGUCCAACGACGCCGAGCUGCAGGAAUCCAUCAUCGGGGUGAGCGCCACGCGCAUCCACCGGCAGAAAUUCCCGCUGUUCCAGGCGGGCGGGCGGCCGGGCCGGCCCGUGGGCAGCAUCCGCACCCCCCUGCGCUGCGGGGUCCGGCCGGGCCCCGGCUCCUUCCUCUUCACGGGCUGGCUGCACUUCGGGGAGGCCUGGCUGAGCUGCGCUCCGCGCUACCGGGACUUCCAGCGCAUCUACCGGGGCGCCCAGCGCACGCACCAGAACCCCUGCGAGUUCCCCGUGGACUGAGUGGCUCCGGGAGCGCCGGGGGAGCCGGCUCUGCCUCACCGAGAGCAUCCCGGGGACACGGGGACGGUGCCUGGAGGGAGCGUGGCACACGGAGCUGGGCUGGGCAGGGGCAGCACCCGCCGGCGGGCUGGGGGGUUUGGGGAAAUCCUGCUGGAAGGAAAGGGAUUUGCCCAGGGUGCCCAGGGAGCUGCCUGGGUGAGGGGUGCAGCAGAAUGGGGAGCGGGGUGCUGCAUGCUCAGGGGGUGCUGUGGGCACAGUGGGUCUGGCCAGACCCCGGCAGGGCUCGGGGCGGGUGGCCGUGGUGGCCGGUCCAGGGACACGGAAGGCACGGAAGGGAGUGGAAGGGCCAGGAGAUGGAUCUGUAAGGUUGGGGGUGGAAGGGGGAGCAGGCAGCGGUGAGCCUGGCCCUGGCACGGGCAGGAGCUGCGGGGCGGAUGCCGAGGAAGAGGAGAGAAGCUGAAGGGAGUGAAGGGAACAGUGAGGUGGGAGGAAGGCAGGUGGGGGAGCAGAGGUGUCCUUGGCACGGUCAGGGCAGGACCAAAGCACUGACAUAGGAAGGUGCCACGGGAACAGGGAGAGGUGACAGUGCCACCGUCCCUGGCAGCCCUGGGUGAGCAGGGCAGGCCGUGCCAGCCGCGGGGAACUUUGGACCUGGGGGUGGGGGGCAUCGUAUGUGCACUAAAGUUAUAACGAUACCAAAUUUGUGACUUCUUUUUUAUAAACUAAGCUGUAUUUGUA
Melospiza melodia melodia is the source of this 1623-nucleotide messenger RNA. RefSeq names its product meteorin, glial cell differentiation regulator (gene METRN). Gene Ontology annotation, molecular function: hormone activity. Gene Ontology annotation, biological process: glial cell differentiation; positive regulation of axonogenesis. The transcript is spliced from 4 exons. Lineage: Eukaryota; Metazoa; Chordata; Aves; Passeriformes; Passerellidae. The coding region runs from base 1 to 885 and encodes 294 amino acids. The record is from RefSeq and is a predicted model, not a curated record.